Molecule: messenger RNA, 876 nt
Organism: Lottia gigantea (owl limpet)
Lineage: Eukaryota; Metazoa; Mollusca; Gastropoda; Lottiidae
Exons: 3
Biological process (GO): anterior/posterior axis specification; regulation of transcription by RNA polymerase II; animal organ morphogenesis
Cellular component (GO): nucleus
Molecular function (GO): RNA polymerase II transcription regulatory region sequence-specific DNA binding; DNA-binding transcription factor activity, RNA polymerase II-specific
Source: RefSeq, a predicted model, not a curated record
CGUUAUUUACGGUUAACCUCAUCAUACUAAAAACUAACAAUUUAUUUUUUUAUUGUGCUCAAUAUUUCUCCGGGAUCAUAAACAGUCUACAAAAUGGCGGUGUGUCAUGAAAACUCUAACUCUAUGUUUACCUCCAGACCCAGUCCGACCAGUUUCAACUUUCCUCCGUUUGGAUAUCCGACUCAAGCUAGCGGUUACGGUCAAGAAUACAGCCAAUAUGGCACUGUUCCGGAAACGUCAUACCAACAACCACCUUGGGCCGGAAUGUAUGGAACGGCACCACGAUCAUCUCAUGGAGGCCUGGACGAAUGGAAUCAAGGCGGCUAUAUGGUUCCUGCAACUUCUUCCAUGCAGCAGGCGUAUAACUAUUCCUACAGAACACCCAUAUCCUCUACCAUGGGGUUAGAUUAUUCACAUAUGGGUCACGGUCAUUCUCCAUUGAAUGGUUCCCCACCCCUCACAUCGUCGUCAGGAGAUGACAGCCCCAACGGGUCCGGUUCCAGUAUUUCCAAAGCUUUGAGAGCGCCUUAUGAAUGGAUGAAACCUGCCCAGACACAACCCGUUACAGGUAAAACAAGAACGAAAGAUAAAUAUCGAGUAGUUUACAGUGACCAUCAACGAUUAGAAUUAGAAAAGGAAUUUCACUACAGUAGGUAUAUUACUAUCAGAAGAAAGGCAGAAAUCGCUGCUCAGUUACAACUUUCAGAAAGACAGGUCAAGAUUUGGUUCCAAAAUCGCCGGGCCAAGGAAAGGAAACAGAACAAGAAGGGAAAGGAUGGUGAUUCUGAUAUGCCUGGAAAAUUGGACUACGAUGAGGAAAUGUCACCCAGCCAUUCGAUGUCUUUACCAAAUAUGAUCAGUCCAGAAUUGCACUCA